GCGGGAGGGAGCAGCGGCCCCACCGCGGCCCUUACGGACACGCAGCACGGUGCACUUUCAGCUUGGUCACUGUUUCUUUGCUACUAGAGAAAUGUAGCCCUCAAUUAAAACCCAGUUGUUCCCAGUCCUGGUGGAGCUGUGGAUUGCACAUCCUUCAUCAGCUAAGGUGGUGGAAAGUUAUGUGCGUGUGUGGGACAUUAUCUGAGAAAUGCAACACUGUAUAGUCCAUCGUAUGAUCUGUGUUGUAAAUAAGUCUCAAGAUGGCAGAAUUAUUUAUGGAAUGUGAAGAAGAGGAGCUAGAACCCUGGCAAAAGAGAGUGAGAGAAGUAGAAGAGGAUGAUGAGGACGAUGAUGAUGAUGAGCCAAUCUUUGUUGGGGAAAUCUCCAGCUCAAAACCAGCUACUACGUAUAUAUUGAACAGAGUCAACCUCAGCUCACCACGAAGGGGGAUACAGAAUGGUGCACCCAGUAGAGGUUCAGUCACUGCAUUCAAGUCUGAGAGUCAGCAUUACGUGACGCCUGCCUCCAGCCCCGGUGCCAUGCCCGCCCCAUCAGUCUUUCAGACUGUGCCCAGACCUGUGACCAGCUCGGUGGCAGUUGAGCCCUUGGCUGUAGCAGUGAAUGUUUCAGGAACUUCACAAACACUGCAGAGACCAGUUGCUGGAUGUUUGUCAACACAGCAGAUGCAUGGGUCAAGUUCUGGAAUAACACAGCCUGUUAGCAGACCUGUAGCCAUUCCUGUGACAACACAGCCAGUAUCAAGAAAUAUCACAAUUCCUGUAGUGGCUCAGUCUGUAUCCGGGACAGAGACUACUGCAACAGAACAGCCUGUAAUACUCAAUCAGGAUUAUAUUAUGGAUUCUCCACCAGCUGCACCAGAUAAUACAUCUGGUAUACUGUUUGGUGUGAGACAGAACUCGGGAGUUCCACAGUACCAGACUGGGCCAGCAGUGAAUGUAACAGGGACAAAUGCUGCAUCGAUUAAAAAUGGAGGACCUUUUCCACGUGCUUGUCCAAAAUGUAAUAUACAUUUCAAUCUUAUGGAUCCUCUAAAGAAUCAUAUGAAGUAUUGUUGUCCAGAUAUGAUAAAUAACUUUUUCCCGGGAGUGGUCAAAACAGAGUGUUUGAGCACAACAAGCAAGGCCAUUGAAUCGGAGAAAGGAAAACUGAUUAUGUUAGUUAAUGACUUUUAUUAUGGGAAGGAUGAAGGUGAUCUCCAGCAAGUACAACAGGAGCAGAAGACUCAUACAACAUUUAAAUGCAUUAGUUGUCUGAAAGUUCUUAAAAAUAACAUAAGGUUUAUGAACCACAUGAAACAUCACUUGGAGCUUGAGAAGCAGAGCAAUGAAAGUUGGGAAAGCCACACCACCUGCCAGCACUGUUACCGCCAGUUCCCCACGCCGUUCCAGCUGCAGUGCCACAUCGAGAGCACACACACGCCUUACGAGUCGUCCACGAUCUGUAAAAUCUGUGAACUAUCAUUUGAAACAGAGCAAGUUCUUUUGCAACAUAUGAAGGACAAUCAUAAGCCAGGUGAAAUGCCGUAUGUCUGCCAGGUGUGCAGCUACAGAUCCUCGGCUUUUUCGGAUGUAGAAACACAUUUUAGAACGGUUCAUGAAAACACAAAACAUUUGCUAUGCCCAUUUUGCCUCAAAGUUAUUAAAAUUGGAGCACCAUAUAUGCAUCAUUACAUGAGGCAUCAGAAAAAGGGAAUAUACCGUUGCACUAAAUGCAGACUGCAAUUUUUAACAUGCAAAGAAAAAAUGGAUCACAAGACUCAGCAUCACCGAACAUUUAGGAAACCCAAGCAAUUAGAAGGCUUGCCUCCUGGAACAAAGGUGACUAUUCGAGCAUCUUUGGGAUCUCAUCAGUCAGGAUCAUCAGCUGUAUCUUCUGUUAGUACAAGCAGUUCCACAUUUCAGUUAUCACCUAAAGCUAAAAAUGCAACCACUAAAAAUCAUAACAAAUCUAAUACAAAUAAGUCAAGAGGAAAAUCAAAACAGUCUACAUCAAGGAAACAAAAUGCAUGGACGAACAGCAGAAAAAAAAAAGACCCUACAAAUAUAGCAUUUCCUAAUCUAAGGCAUCGCCUGGGAUCUCACAAAUGCAUUGAGUGUUUCUCAGAAAUAAAAGAUUUUGCAAGUCACUUUCCUGCUUACGUCCACUGUAGUUUAUGCAGAUACAGCACCAGCUGUAGCAAAGCCUAUGUGAAUCACAUGAUGAGUUUUCACAGUGCUCGUCCAAGUAAAAGAUUUUGGAUCUUUAAGAAGCAUUCAGAAAAGCUACGAGGUGUGACUGUAGUGUGUCUUAACUGUGAUUUCCUGGCUGAUGUUUCUGGCUUGGAUAACAUGGCCACACAUCUGAGUGAGAACCAGACUCAUACUUGUCAAGUUAUUGUAGAGAAAGAUAAUGCAACUGCUGCACAAGUGUCUCAAAAAUUUCAAGACCUAGUUUAUCUGAAGGAAAAACAGAAACACCAACUUUUGAAAGGUAAAUACAAUGAUCAGCUGCAUCUUGAAAUCAGGUACAUAAAAUAACACAUGCUGUGUUAUUUAUCAGGUAACUGGGCAAAAAAUGUUUGAUUAGUAUUUUCAUAACGUUUCCUAUGGCAGAAAAUGUUCAAUGGCAGUUGUAAGGUACUUUCUCAAUAAGACAUGGAGAAUUUAGGUUCCAAGUGUCAAAACACAUUGUAAGUAAUGCUUAAACAGCAAAUUAGUCAAAAUUUAUAGGAUAUUAGAUAAAUUGACCAGAUGGUUAAAAUAAACUUUAAUCAUAUUGUCUGUAAGUUAACAGUAUUACUGGGGCAGUUGGGAAACAAUUUUAAAACACAGUAUAAAAUGUUAAUUCUUGUCUAUUUCUCUAGGUCUUUAAAAACCUGUGUCUUUUAUGGAAAGCAUACUCAAACAAUUCUUAGCAGAGCAAAUAUGUGCAGUUGUUGAUUAACUAAUAAUUACAGCUCUACACUUAAGUUAUGUCAGUCUGGGGAAAGAAUUGAAAUUUUACACCUUUUAUUGGCACAUAUUGUGGAUAGACUUGUACUUCCUAUUACUCCAGAUUCAACAGCCUGAAAUAUAUUAUCCCAGUUAGUGAUCUUUCACAACUGUUGGUACAAAUUUCACCUUUACAAACUUAGUCAAAACUUGAUUGUGAUUUGUUAUAUAGGCAUUUAUAGUGCCUCUAAAGAAAAAAAAAAAAAGGCUAACUGCUUUCAGAGUAACUCUGUCUGCUCCAUCACUUUAUUCUGUCAUACACAGUGUGGAUCAAAUUAUUUGGAAUUCUGCCUUCACUUGAAAUGCUUGCUUAAUAAUUGAGACUAAGUGGUUCAGGUGAUAGAAGUUAUUUCUGUCUUUAGGCUAUGGAUUAGUAAAUGGUCACUGUAAUUCUAGUUGAUUAUGAUAUACUACUCUUCCUAUCCUUGUGUCUAAGUAGACAGAAAUAAUUUAAAUAUAUAAAUCUCUUCUGUGAUUUCUGAUGGAAACUUUUCACUGUUUCAUAGCCUUUAAGACAGACUUUUGCAGUCUUGUAGCUCUAGCACUGGAGAUUCUCAGUCCUCACACUUUUCUCUCAUAUUAACCCAGGGUAGUUAUGUUGAUAUUAUCAAUAAAUUAGUGCCUCAGGAGCAGAUCAGUAGAUGAAAGCAGCUGGCACUGCAAAUGCUGCAUCUUGUCACUGCUUUGAGGCUCAGUGAUGUUAUUUUAGAGCAGAUUCAGGUUGUCUGGACACUGCUCAUGCUGUGCACUCGUGCAGAGCUGCCUGCAACAUCCCACGUUGGUUUGGGCUCUGGAGGACUCAGCUCCAUUAGGGGUUGGAGCACUUGGGGAUCAGAGCUUCCCGUUCAUUUUCCUCAAAAAAAGAAAUGUAGUUUGCAUGCCCCAGUACUGCCUUGUAAACCAGACUGUUUGUGUGGGAGCAAUAAGGAAUUAAUCACACCAAACUGUUAAUGUAAAUGCAGCUGUAAUACAAGUUUUGGUACCUGGAGAAUCCUUUGCCACAGUCUGAAGAGAGUGUUUGCACACACUUUGCGAUUACUCUGUAUGCUGAUGUGUAAAUGUCACUUGUUUUAUAGGGUUGGGGUUUUUUCUUCCUUGCUGUAGGAUUUUUCCCUGAACUGUUUUUAAAAUCCUAAUAUGAAACAACCAACAUAAUAAAAUACUCUAAAUAAUGCAGCAAAAAAGCUUGAGUUAGUAGGAUUUUGAAACAUCAGGUAAUAAAAGCCUAGCUUUCCUCUGCCUCACUUGGCACCAAAAUCUUGCAUUUUCUGAACAAUGAGAAAAAAGAAAACGAAAUUGCUUUUAUUUUUAAGCUUCUGUAUCCUGAUGUGGGUGUGUUUGUACUUGGCAGACUCAUCUCUCACAUUCAGAGCUGUGGUUUGUGCUGCUGCCUUGGAGUGGUCUUAUUGUAAACCCUGAUUUCAGAUGGACUCUGUGGCCAGCAGUUCAUUAAUAUAUCCCAUACUUGGUGAUCAGGUCAUGAACCAGGACUCAUUGGUUUCAUUAAACCAAUUAUUGAAGUAGUCAGCUUUUAAACUCCAACUGUUCACUGACAUCCCCUUUUCUGUCUAAUACAGCUGUUAAUAUUUUCUCACAUGCUAUUCUAUUUUUGUGGCUGAAUUUUUAGUUUUCUUACACUGUAACCAGUCCUAUUGGCACACAUAAUACUAAGAGUACCUUUAGUUGCUAGUACUGGAUAGAAGACUUUUCUUUUUCAACUACUGACAUACUAACAGAAUGAAUUCUUGAACUAUUAUAUGAUUUUUCAUUUAGUGUGGUAUUUUAGAUAAUCAUAAUUGCUAGGGUCUGUUGAUUCAUCUGCAGCUCACUGCAGAGGCAAAUUAUUUCUUUGGAGAAGUGUUCUAUGUAAAGGAACUUAUUGUUGUGCUUAGCAAUCUGAAAGAUCAUUGUUGUUUGUGAAUGAUUGUUUUUAUGAUGUGAUUGUUGCACAACCAUAUGUGUCUAUGUAUUUCUUUCCUUCCCCUACCACUUGUUCCUCCCUGUGUUUUGCCAAAAGAGUGAGAAAAAGGGGCUGGGUGGAUGAAGCUGGGAUUUUGGUUGCUAGAAAUUGAAGAUUGUGAUCAGUUUUAUAUGUUAAGGGCAUAUUUGUCCUUGGAGGAGUUUCUUGAUGUGAAUUUUGUCUCUGUGUGUAUACACAUGCAUGUAUUCCAUCUGGGUUUUUCAGUGUGGAAACACUGUUCCUUGUGGGACAAUUAGUUAUUAGGCAUCCCUUUAUUUAAAACAUUUUUUGUUUCUUUUUGCGUAUCUAUGUUCAAAACUUUCCACAUAAAACAUAAUACUGUGCCUGUUAGCUCUGCAGCUACAUCUUACCCUCAAGCUGCUUGUUGAAAAAUAGCAGCUAAAGGUCUUAUGUGUGUGCAGUGUUUCAUGAAGAGUUGACUAGAUUUUCAUAUGAAAACAAUUCUAAAUAUUGAACUUGUGUUUAUAUGGCUCUGUAUAAUGUAAGUGUUUCUCUGCAAUAGAUGAAGAAAUCAGGAACAGUUAUGACAAACCAGUUAUGUUAGCCUCAACUGAGGGGUGCUUCUGAGCAUUGGCUUUUGUACUGGAACUUAGUCUUGAGUUUUCCCUCCAAUAUUACCUUUUUUUUUUCCCUUUUCUUUCUAGACAUUUGAGAGACAAGAGCUUGGAUAGAUAAAUUGUAUAUUAGAGAAUGUCAUCUACUCUUUAGCUA
Sturnus vulgaris (Common starling) is the source of this 5682-nucleotide messenger RNA. The record is from RefSeq and is a predicted model, not a curated record. Lineage: Eukaryota; Metazoa; Chordata; Aves; Passeriformes; Sturnidae.